Messenger RNA from Ceratosolen solmsi marchali, 2451 nucleotides. It is a transcript of the gene Med, whose product is annotated as Smad/Smad4 homolog Medea. Gene Ontology annotation, biological process: BMP signaling pathway; regulation of transcription by RNA polymerase II; cell differentiation. Gene Ontology annotation, cellular component: heteromeric SMAD protein complex. Gene Ontology annotation, molecular function: I-SMAD binding; DNA-binding transcription factor activity, RNA polymerase II-specific; RNA polymerase II cis-regulatory region sequence-specific DNA binding. The transcript is spliced from 11 exons. Bases 181 to 2175 code for a protein of 664 amino acids. Lineage: Eukaryota; Metazoa; Arthropoda; Insecta; Hymenoptera; Agaonidae. The record is from RefSeq and is a predicted model, not a curated record.
UAGCAGCAACAGUAGUAGUAGUAGCAGCAGCAGCAGUAGUAUUGCGAACGACGGGAAUUAUCGCAAGGCCGUCGCGCUAGUGGCAGCUAUCGAGGAGCUGUUCUUGCUAUUUAAGUCUUUUUCUCGUCCUCGUCAUCGUAGGCAACAACUACGACGAUUGCCGCCACGGCUUUCACCGAGAUGGUUGGACUGGCGGGCGGGGGAGGUCAUCUAUACCCCUCGCCCCCAAUGCAGCCUAACCUGGAGCUGAGAGAAACUGGAAUGACUCCUAGUGCUCCAACAAGUGCCGAUGCUUGUUUGAGUAUAGUUCAUUCUUUGAUGUGUCAUCGGCAAGGAGGAGAAAGCGAAGGCUUUAGUAAGCGUGCAAUCGAAUCUCUAGUAAAAAAAUUAAAGGAAAAAAGAGAUGAACUAGACAGUUUAAUAACUGCCAUCACAACCAAUGGAGCACAUCCUAGUAAAUGCGUGACAAUACAGAGAACACUGGAUGGUAGGUUGCAGGUUGCUGGUCGGAAAGGUUUUCCACACGUUAUAUACGCACGUAUUUGGAGGUGGCCAGAUCUUCAUAAAAAUGAAUUAAAGCAUGUGAAAUAUUGUCAAUUUGCUUUUGAUCUUAAAUGUGACUCUGUUUGUGUCAACCCUUAUCAUUAUGAACGAGUUGUUUCUCCUGGAAUUGAUCCAUUCUUUACAGACCUAUCGGGCCUGACACUACAGUCGGGUGUCGGGGUCGGUCCAGGUGGGCGUCUUGUCAAGGAUGAAUACAGUGUCGGAGGUGGUGGCAAUGCGGCUUCGGUCGUCGCUGGUGUCGGUGUAGGCUCUGGCAUGGAUGUUGACGGCGAAAUGAACCAGACCAUCCAGCACCAUCCGCCGGCCCAGGCACCGGCGUCCAGCAACACCCAACAGUCGCAACAACCUUUCAUGCCUGGGCUACCACAGCCAACAGUCGCUAAUGGUGAGGUAAUGUUUAACGGGGCAGCGAAUAGUGCUAAUCCCCGCGGCAAGCUGGAAGAUAGUAGUUCAUGCUCUCGGCAGACUUGGAUUCCUACGCCGCACCAUUCCUCAGCGCGAAACAUACACCAUUGUAAUCAACAACAGUCGUUAAAUUCAACAAGUGCUAAUAGUAGUGGUCAAAUUUUAAAUUCCCCACAAGGACAAGGCAACGAAACAUUUUAUAGUACGACAACACCACCGCAGGAUCUGAAUCAAGCGCCAUCAUCUGUAGACGCUUUGACAGCCACGCUUACCGGUGGAAGUCAAAGUUCACCAGUAUCACCGGUUCAUAUUCACCAUCAAAACGGUUUCGCAGUCGCCACUGUUGCAAAUCCUUACAACACUGGAGCACCACAAUGGACUGGGGCAAAUACACUCACCUAUACUCAAAGUAUGCAGCCGCCUGAUCACCGACAUCUUCAUGCAACUUCUUACUGGGGAAAUCACGGAGCUGAUGUAACAGGUAGUAUAGGAGGCGGAUUGCUAUCGAGUCAGCCGGCUCCUGAGUAUUGGUGUUCUGUGGCAUAUUUCGAGCUCGACACACAAGUAGGUGAGACGUUCAAGGUAAGCAGCGGCUGUCCAACCGUCACCGUUGACGGCUACGUCGACCCCAGCGGCGGCAAUAGAUUUUGCCUGGGGGCUCUUAGCAAUGUUCAUCGCACGGAACAAAGCGAGAGAGCUCGUCUUCAUAUAGGCAAGGGCGUAGUACUUGACCUACGAGGCGAGGGCGAUGUAUGGUUGAGGUGUCAAAGCGAGCACAGCGUGUUCGUGCAAUCGUAUUACUUGGACAGAGAAGCCGGCCGGGCGCCAGGCGACGCCGUCCACAAAAUCUACCCCUCGGCUUACAUCAAGGUGUUUGACUUGCGACAGUGCCACAAGCAGAUGAGGGGUCAGGCAGCGACCGCACAGGCAGCAGCAGCGGCACAAGCUGCCGCGGUCGCAGGACACCUUACCCACGGUGCACCCAUUACCAAAAGUCUUAGUGCAGCAGCCGGCAUUGGCGUCGAUGAUCUUCGUCGUUUGUGUAUUUUACGACUAAGUUUCGUAAAAGGAUGGGGCCCUGAUUACCCGAGACAAAGCAUCAAGGAAACCCCAUGUUGGAUAGAGGUGCACCUACAUCGAGCACUACAACUCCUUGAUGAAGUGCUGCAUACAAUGCCAAUAGAUGGACCGCGGGGCAUCGAAUAAUGCUGAAUAGCAGCAGGUCGUUUAAUGUAAAGGAAUGUGGAUCUAUUCAAUUAAUUUCCCGCUUCUGUUAAAGAAAAAGGAAGCAAGUACAUGUUUGCACGUGUGCAUAUAUAAACUCGCUUGCACACUUAAAAACACAGACGCAAGGAAAUCCAAUAUGAGAAAAAGGCAGGCAUUAUAAAUACAUUUAGAAAAUCUUUCUUGCUCUCAACUUUAAAAGACUCAAAAAACCAAAUGACCCAGUGAUGAUGAAGAACAAUAAAUAAUAUUAAUAAA